AUGGAUGACGAUCUGUUCCCGAACACGACCGAAUACUACGACAUCGAUUACAGCGCCUUAGAGCCGUGCCACAAAGCGGACGUGAGGCGGGUGGGAGCCCGGCUCCUCCCCCCCCUCUACGCCCUGGUGUUCGUGUGCGGCGUGCUGGGGAACACGCUGGUGGUGCUGACCCUGAUCCACUGCAAGAAGCUGAGGAGCAUGACCGACAUCUACCUGCUCAACCUGGCCGUCUCCGACCUCCUCUUCCUCCUCGUGCUGCCCUUCUGGGCUCACUACGUGACCUUCCAGUGGUCUUUCGGCCACGUGGCGUGCCAGUUGCUGACGGGGGUCUACACGCUGGGCUUCUUCUCGGGCGUCUUCUUCAUCGUCCUCCUGACCGUCGAUCGGUACCUGGCGAUCGUCCACGCCGUGUUCGCCCUCAAGGCCCGGACGGUGACAGCCGGCGUGGCCAUCAGCGCGGCCACCUGGCUGCUGAGUGCAUUGUUGUCUCUGCCACGCGCCCUGUUCGCCCGGACCCAGCAAGAGCUUUCUCGACACACGUGCAGUCCCCAUUUCCCACGCAGCCAGUACCAGCUGUGGAGGAACUUCCAGGCGUUCACGGUGCUCCUGGUGGGCCUCGUCCUGCCCCUGCUGGUCAUGGUCAUCUGUUACUCGGGCAUCCUCCACACGCUGCUGCGGUGUCGGAACGAGAAGAAGAGACACAGGGCCGUGAGGCUGAUCUUCGUCAUCAUGGUGGCCUACUUCUUGUUCUGGGCCCCCUAUACGAUUGUUCUUCUCCUGUACACGUUUCCAGCCUUCUUUGACCUGGAUAACUGCGACAGCUCGAGAAGGAUGGACCGGGCGAUGCAGGGGUCGGAGACUCUGGGGAUGAUGCACUGCUGUAUCAACCCCAUCAUCUACGCCUUCGUGGGGGAGAAGUUCCGGAGGUAUGUCUUGGUGUUCUUCCAGAAGCACAUUGCCAAACACCUCUGCAGACACUGUUCCAUCUUCCACAGAGACAUCCCUGACCACGCAAGCUCACUGUACACCCGAUCUACCGGAGAACAGCAGGAAAUCUCUGUUGGUUUAUGACCGGGAUUCUGGUUGGCGUGUGAUUUUUGACUGAGUUGUAUCUAUGAC
This is a messenger RNA of Perognathus longimembris pacificus (Pacific pocket mouse), 1119 nucleotides long. Its product is annotated as C-C chemokine receptor type 5-like. The record is from RefSeq and is a predicted model, not a curated record. Gene Ontology annotation, cellular component: cytoplasm; membrane. Lineage: Eukaryota; Metazoa; Chordata; Mammalia; Rodentia; Heteromyidae. Gene Ontology annotation, biological process: immune response; inflammatory response; G protein-coupled receptor signaling pathway. The transcript has a single exon. Gene Ontology annotation, molecular function: C-C chemokine receptor activity; chemokine (C-C motif) ligand 5 binding. Bases 1 to 1071 code for a protein of 356 amino acids.